AUGUCUCGCAUUGUAGCAGAAGAUCACGACGCUGGUGACAAUGACUCAUCGUAUCAUUCCAUGGAGAUUAUUAGCUCGUCGUUAACCUUAGGUCAACUUCUCAAGAACGUAAGCGACGUUCGGAAGAUAGAAGUCGGAGACGAUACUCCUGUUCAUGAAUCUUUCCACGGGAACAAUUCGCUACUCGAUGAAGAAGAUUACGACGAUGAUCUCAUGCGUCCUGUUCCGUUCGUUCUAUCUUUCAACAACCUCACUUACACCGUCUCCAUUCGCCGGAAGUUCGAGUUCCACGAUCUGAUUCCGCGGAGGAAGCUGUCUUUCCCAAAGACCAAGACUCUUCUUGACGAUAUCUCCGGUGAGACACGCGACGGAGAGAUUCUCGCCGUUCUUGGAGCUAGCGGCUCAGGUAAAUCAACUCUGAUCGAUGCUUUGGCGAAUCGGAUAGCUAAAGGAAGCUUGAAAGGCAGUGUUACGCUUAACGGAGAGGCUCUUCAAUCUCGGAUGCUGAAAGUUAUAUCGGCGUAUGUAAUGCAAGACGAUCUUCUCUUCCCGAUGCUCACCGUAGAGGAAACGCUAAUGUUCGCCGCUGAGUUUCGAUUACCAAGAACCUUGCCUAAGUCCAAGAAGAAGCUCCGUGUUCAAGCGUUAAUCGACCAGCUAGGGAUUCGUAACGCGGCGAAAACGAUCAUCGGAGACGAAGGACACCGUGGGAUCUCCGGUGGAGAGAGACGGCGAGUUUCGAUCGGAAUCGAUAUCAUUCACGAUCCGAUUGUUCUGUUUCUCGACGAGCCGACUUCUGGUUUGGAUUCCACGAGCGCGUUCAUGGUGGUUAAGGUGUUGAAGAGGAUCGCAGAGAGUGGCAGUAUCGUGAUAAUGUCUAUACAUCAGCCUAGCCACCGUGUUCUCGGUUUGCUCGACCGUCUUAUCUUCUUGUCACGUGGCCACACCGUCUUCAGCGGAUCUCCGGCGAGUCUGCCGAGUUUCUUCGCCGGAUUUGGAAAUCCGAUACCGGAAAACGAGAGCCAGACGGAGUUCGCACUCGAUCUCAUCAGAGAACUCGAAGGAUCCGCCGGUGGAACCAGAGGAUUAGUGGAAUUCAACAAGAGCUGGCAAGAGAUGAAGAAGCAGAGAAAUGAGCAGCAAAUCGUUACUCCGCCGGCUUCUCCGUACCCGAAUUUAACCUUGAAAGAAGCAAUUUCCGCCAGCAUAAGCAGAGGGAAGCUAGUCUCCGGUGGCGGCGCUGGAUCCUCCGCCAUAACCACGACACUAGCCGUCCCUGAAUUCGCGAAUCCCUUCUGGAUCGAGAUUAAAACUCUCUCCAAACGCUCAAUCCUCAACUCCCGAAGACAGCCGGAGCUAUUCGGUAUCCGAUUAGCCUCCGUAGUCGUCACCGGAUUCAUCCUAGCCACCGUCUUCUGGCGAUUAGACAAUUCCCCAAAAGGCGUCCAGGAGCGACUCGGCUUCUUCGCGUUCGCAAUGUCCACAAUGUUCUACACUUGCGCCGACGCUCUCCCCGUCUUCCUCCAGGAACGUUACAUCUUCAUGAGAGAGACAGCUUACAACGCUUACCGGAGAUCCUCCUACGUCCUCUCUCGCGCGCUCGUCUCCUUCCCGUCGCUCAUCUUCCUCUCUCUCGCUUUCGCAACGACGACGUUCUGGGCUGUCGGGCUCGAAGGAGGCCCAAUGGGCUUUUUAUUCUAUUGCCUCAUCAUCUUAGCCUCUUUCUGGUCCGGAAGCUCCUUCGUGACUUUCUUAUCCGGCGUCGUUCCGCACGUGAUGUUGGGCUACACGAUCGUUGUGGCCAUUUUGGCUUACUUCUUGCUCUUCAGUGGCUUCUUCAUCAACAGAGAUCGAAUCCCAGAGUACUGGAUAUGGUUUCAUUACCUAUCUCUGGUUAAGUAUCCGUACGAGGCGGUUCUUCAGAACGAGUUCUCGGAUCCCACGGAGUGUUUUGUGAGAGGUGUUCAGAUUUUCGACAACACGCCUUUGGUGGAAUUGACUUAUGGGAUGAAACUGAGGCUUUUGGACUCUGUGAGCCGAUCGAUUGGGAUGAGGAUUUCGAGCUCUACGUGUCUUACGACGGGUGCUGAUAUUCUGAGGCAGCAAGGAGUGACGGAGCUUAACAAAUGGUAUUGUUUGCUCGUCACGGUAGGUUUUGGAUUCGUUUUUAGGGUUUUGUUUUACCUGUGUUUGUUGCUUGGUAGCAAGAACAAGAGGAGUUGA
Messenger RNA from Microthlaspi erraticum, 2223 nucleotides. The record is from the annotation of a GenBank genome assembly. NCBI's taxonomy places the organism in Eukaryota, Viridiplantae, Streptophyta, Magnoliopsida, Brassicales, Brassicaceae.